AUGAAACGCGGUGGACGAAGUGAGCAGAUGGAAGCAUGAGUGAGCAUAUGCAACCAGCCGGCCUCAGCUUGCGCUCUUGGUUUUUUGCUUUUUGUACAUAAGCGGACUGGCUGGCCCGGAGGAGCAAGCGAGAGGGAUCGAUCGGGUGAAGCAUAAUGCUGCGCUUGGAGUCGAAAUACGCCGGAGAGGUGUACUCCGAUCGUCAGUUCUGAGCAAACCGUCCAACGGUGAAGACGUACAUUUCAAUCCGUCUCUUGCACUUGAGUUGGGUUGUGAGGGAAUUUAGUUCAUAAGUUGUGGGUUGGUUUAUCCUUCGCGUCGACACUACUAAAGGACUUUGGUUACGAUCGCGUCGUCCGGAAGUUGCUUAUCAGUUGACCAGUUCGCUAUCGAGAAGUGAACGCGCAAAGUGAUUAAGAUUGUACUACUGCUAACUGUGGGAACCGAUUCAAGCAGCAGCAAACGCGAAACAAUUUCUCGUCAUAAAGGAAUACGCGGAAUAUAGCAAGAAGACCCCAACCGAAGGGUACACAGAAAUCGUGAAGGAAGAGUUAAAAGAAAGUCGUUGAAAAACAAAACACAAGACGAACGAUCGAUUGAUCGUGUGUGCGAACGUGCGCGAGGCCCGCCUCCCCACCCCCACCCGAGUGUGUGUUGUGUGCUAGCGCUCCAAGGGAGUUUCUGUGAGUACUGUGGGAACCCCAGCAGGAAAAUAAACUGUUAUGUGUGAUUAAUUCAGUCGCGGAACGCGAACUGUGUGCGUGUGUGCCGCCCGUGCAGUAGUGCUCGAAGCGCCUCGAAGUUUUUCCUCUCGGACACUAACCUAGACCCCCACAUUGUUGGCCCCUAUGGGUGUACUGAACGUCGUGGUCGGUUCCGGUGCCGGUGCAGUCGUCGAGUGCCAGCCGAGUUGCAAGAAGACCAACGACAACAUCUUCUCGCCGAUCAAGAACAAGAUGAAGGUCCUGAAGAAGAUCAAGAAACGGAUGGGACUAGCUCCUCGCAGUGCAUCAUCCUGUCCGGGUCCAAACAAUCUACCGCCGCUCAAAUUUCACUAUGUUCACGGUGACAACAUCCGGAUCUCACGAGAUGCCUCCGUAGCGCGGCGGUACGAAUCCUUCUGCAAGGGAAUCACAUUCAGCGCCCGGCCAGUGCGGGUCAACGAGCGAGUGUGCGUCAAAUUCCUAGACAUCUCCAACAACUGGAGUGGAGUCAUUCGGUUCGGAUUCACCUGCAAUGACCCCGCCACACUGCGUGGUAACCUGCCAAAGUAUGCAUGUCCAGACCUAACUAACAAACCCGGAUUCUGGGCCAAAGCCCUGAAUGAGGUAUACUGUUAUCGUAACAACGUACUGUUCUACUAUGUCACACCCUCCGGAGAUGUUCACUUUGGCAUCAACGGAGAAGAGAAGGGGGUGUUCAUCACCGACGUUGAUUCCCGUGGCCCCUUAUGGGCUGUCAUUGACGUCUACGGCAAUUCCACGGCCAUCGAGUUCCUAGAUUCGCGUAUUUAUAUGUUCCAACAGCAGCAACAACAACACCAACACCAGCACCACCAUCAUCAUAAUCAUAAUCAACAGCAGCCAGUGCAGAGCCAGUCCUGCGGUCGUCGUUCUGUCGACCAAGAAAUUGUACCUCAGUUGGAAUCUCUCAGUAUAAAUCAACACAACCAGCAGCUGCUGGAAGAACGUCCAGUUCCUACGACGACAGUCAUCAGUUCAGCCGCCAGCAUGCGCUACAAUAGCCCGGCACCUGGACUGUUACCUCUCCCGUUCCAUCCGAUCCGAGGUCGCAACAUCAAGUUCUCCGCCGACCGUACGAUGGCUACCCGUGCCGAAACUGAAUUCUGCCAAGGAUACGUAUUCACACCCCGUCCAAUCAAAAUCGGCGAACGCCUCAUCAUUCAAAUUCUCAAAACCGACACCAUGUUUGUGGGUUCUCUUGCCCUUGGACUGACAUCGUGUGAUCCGGCCAACCUACAACUGUCUGAUCUCCCCGACGAUUCCGAUUUACUCCUAGAUCGUCCAGAAUACUGGGUGGUCAGCAAAGAUGUCGCUUCCACGCUGGUCCGUGGUGACGAACUGUGCUUCUCCAUCUCAGUCAACGGAGAAGUGUCCAUCAGCAAGAACGGUGGAGCUCCAUCUGUGAUUAUGCACAUCGAUCAGAGCCUACAGAUGUGGGCUUUCCUGGACGUCUACGGAUCCACCCAAAGCGUCCGUUUGUUCAGUCAUGCAAUUCCUACUCCGGUAGCGACCGCCUCUUGCUCGGCUUUGUAUCCCGAACACCGAUCCAUGACCGCUUCGGCAAGCCAACGUAGUCUGCAGGUUCAACCCACAAGCCAACCGGCGCCGCAUACGACAACGACAGCUACCAUCCGGCCCGAUAUGAUCCAAAUCAACCCCGGCGGUACCGUGCUGGUGGUGAAUUUGCCGCCCACGGAUGUCAUUUCGCCUGCUUCCUCGCAACCUUCGGUCCAGCAAGCCCAGGCCACCAUCGUGUCCCGUGGGCUUCCGAGCUCCGCCUCAACGCUCUCGGUGCCGCUUUCCACGCUAUCGCUUUCCUCGCACUCUGGUUCGACCGGGACGGCCGAACUUGUUCCGGCUUAUAGUUAUGCUGAGCCAAUGCCUUCCUACAACAACGCGUCUAACUAUAACACUCUUGCGGCUGCGGCCGCCUCCGCAGCCAGUUCCGGUUCCCUUUCCGGUCCCAGCAGUAGUUCCUGUUCGUCAACGCCCCUGCCCACGCCGUCCAUCGGGGUGAAUCCUCCGAUCUACAGCUCGACCGGCGUCGACUGUACCAUCUGCUUCGAGAAACCGAUCGACUCGGUCCUGUACAUGUGCGGCCACAUGUGCAUGUGCUACGACUGUGCGAUCAAGCAGUGGCGCGGCAUCGGCGGUGGACACUGUCCGCUGUGUCGUGCCGUCAUUCGGGACGUGAUUCGCACCUACAAAUCCUAAGAUCCGCAAAGGAACCCGCUGCGGGACGGUGGCGUUAGACGUGGCACCUCUCUGCCCGUCAAACAAGUCAGUCACGAUACCAAAAAACACGCACCUUCCAUUCGAACUGAAUGACGGUAAGGACGGCUACAAUUGUGAAUGUGAUUUUAAACCUAAUUAAAACUUAAAGCAAAUGAAUCAAGCGAAGAAGCGUAACUCGGAAAGCGAACACACACACACGGUGGACAUUCGGAAUCAUUCUGGUCAAAAUUAAAACACUUAUAUUUUAUGGACGAGUAAAUUAUUAAGUUGUCGACAUUUCUCACACUCUCUGGGUGGGAGCAAAAAAGCCAAGGUAUAAUGCGGGAAGGGAAUUGUUGCCCUACAUUGGGUCGUGUUUAGUUUCGUUUUCUGUCGAAAUCGUUGACGAAUGCAUUAUCUAGUGUGUAAGCUAUUUUUCGUAGGAAAACAAAAUAAAAAAUAAUCAAACCAAAAAUCUCAAAUUUGCAUAGUCGUUACUAGUGCAAGUAACAAAGUCUACAGUUUUAUUAGAAGGUCAGUAAGGAAAUUGCCAAAAAGUACAUCACUUCCAAAUUGCAAUCGUAAGAAACAAAGCAAACGAGACAGUAAUCCCAUUAAAUGAGUGAGAAAUCGCAAAGCAAUGAUAUGCAAAUCAGACCGUUUUCUUAACUGCGCUGCAAAUUCGAAGCUUUCCAUCCCAUUUUUUAUUUUAAAUUCUCAAUCACGAUCACGACAUUAACGCAAAAUCCGAGAAAGCUAAACCUAAUUUACAAAAUUGAUACUUUCUAGUCAAGCAAAAAUUGAAUUAUAUAUCUACUAGCAGAGAGCGAUAAUCCCAAAGGAAAAUUUAUGUUAAGAGUAACACCCAACUGCCCAUCCCGGGGAGGCCGUGUCCAUCCCGUCCGUGCUGCGGUUCUUUUCCCGGGGAGGCACCUUAUUUAUUCAAUUGCGUCCCUUUUAUCUGCUUCGAGUACACUUAACUCUCAAUCCCAAGUAUCCAGUAUACACAGUAUACACAAAACUUAUAGACAACCUUUCUUGCUGUCCAAGGACACAACAAGAAACAACAGCAGCGAGUAUAUUGAAACACUAAAGAAUACUCGCGCCAGUAGGUGUUCCUUCGAAUGCGCAAAACACACAUUUAUUCGAUAUGGUAAUAUUACAGUAGCAUAUUAGCGAGGGAUAGAGAAACAGAUAGUUGACACAUUCUAUUAAUUUAUUGUUAUGAACGCAUUUACAGUUAGGAAGAAACGAAACAUAUUUUUUAAAAGGUUAGCUAAAUGACUAAACAAGCCAGAGAAUACACAGUCUCGUCAGUGCUAAAAAAUUAAACAA
Messenger RNA from Aedes albopictus (Asian tiger mosquito), 4292 nucleotides. It is a transcript of the gene neur, whose product is annotated as protein neuralized. Bases 849 to 2957 code for a protein of 702 amino acids. Gene Ontology annotation, molecular function: ubiquitin protein ligase activity. The transcript has 3 exons. Lineage: Eukaryota; Metazoa; Arthropoda; Insecta; Diptera; Culicidae. The record is from RefSeq and is a predicted model, not a curated record.